CCGUCGCCGUUGUCGGCAACUCGCUGACUCAGUGAGUCCCCGAUGACGAGAUAAAACUAGUCUUCGAAUGUUUACUUCUCAUUUCUCUAUUUUACCAAAGACUAUGACUAUCUCCUCAGUCGCUAAGCGCUUCGUUCCGUACAGAAAAUCCCUUCCACUGAGAAAUUCGUCUCGAUUUCUCGAAGAAACUCUCCCUCGUAGAACUAGUUUACUCUUACAAGCUUGCUCUAAGCCAACUCUGCUUCGACAAGGUAAGCAAGUUCACGCCUUUUUAAUCGUAAACAAUUUUUCCGGUGAUAGCUAUACCGAUGAGAGGAUCUUGGGGAUGUAUGCAAUGUGUGGUAGCUUUUCGAAUUGUGGUAAAAUGUUUUACAGACUUGAUUUACGACGUAGUAGCAUCAGGCCAUGGAAUUCGAUUAUCAGCAGUUUUGUUCGAAUGGGUUUAUUGAAUCAAGCUUUGUCGUUUUACUUCAAGAUGCUCUGUUUUGGAGUUAGUCCUGAUGUAUCUACGUUUCCUUGUCUCGUCAAGACUUGUGUUUCUUUGAAGAAUUUCAAAGGGAUUGAGUUUCUUCGAGAUACGGUUUCUUCUCUUGGGAUGGAUUGUAAUGAGUUUGUAGCGAGUUCUUUGAUCAAAGCUUAUCUUGCGUAUGGAAAGAUCGAUGUGGCGGGUAAAUUGUUUGAUAGAGUUCUUCAGAAAGAUUGUGUUAUAUGGAAUGUGAUGCUUAAUGGGUAUGCAAAGUGUGGAGCUUUUGAAAGUGUUAUAAAAGGGUUUAGUGUAAUGAGGAUGGAUCAGAUUAGUCCUAAUGCUGUCACGUUUGAUUGCGUUUUAUCUGUGUGUGCAUCUACGUUGUUGAUUGAUCUUGGAGUUCAGCUUCAUGGUCUAGUGGUUGUUUCUGGGUUGGAUUUUGAAGGCUCUAUCAAAAACUCACUUUUAUCUAUGUAUUCAAAAUGUGGUCGUUUUGAUGAUGCGUCUAAGUUGUUUCGGAUGAUGUCUCGUGCUGAUACUGUGACCUGGAAUUGCAUGAUAUCUGGAUAUGUUCAGAGUGGAUUAAUGGAAGAAAGCUUAAUCUUUUUCUAUGAGAUGAUAUCUUCAGGUGUCUUACCUGAUGCUAUCACAUUUUCUAGUUUGCUUCCAUCAGUUUCUAAGUUUGAAAACCUUGAGUAUUGUAGGCAAAUUCAUUGCUAUAUUAUGAGACAUAGCAUAUCGCUAGAUAUCUUCUUAACAAGUGCUCUUAUUGAUGCCUAUUUUAAGUGCAGGGGUGUUUCUAUGGCACAAAAGAUUUUCAGUCAGUGUAACUCAGUUGAUGUUGUAGUGUUCACGGCGAUGAUCUCUGGGUAUUUGCAUAACGGCUUAAAUAUCGAUGCUCUAGAGAUGUUUAGGUGGCUUGUUAAGGUAAAAAUAAGUCCAAAUGAGAUAACUCUGGUGUCUAUUUUACCGGUAAUUGGUGGUUUGUUGGCAUUGAAACUUGGGAGGGAACUUCAUGGUUUCAUCAUCAAGAAAGGUUUCGAUAACAGGUGCAAUAUUGGAUGUGCUGUUAUCGACAUGUAUGCUAAGUGUGGGAGAAUGAAUCUUGCUUAUGAAAUUUUUGGGAGACUCUCUAAGAGGGAUAUUGUUUCGUGGAAUUCAAUGAUCACACGUUGUGCCCAGAGCGAUAAUCCGAGUGCGGCUAUUGAUAUUUUCCGUCAAAUGGGAGUUUCAGGAAUCUGUUUUGAUUGUGUGAGUAUUUCAGCUGCUCUCUCUGCUUGUGCAAACUUACCUUCAGAAAGUUUUGGGAAAGCUAUUCACGGUUUCAUGAUAAAGCAUUCACUUGCUUCGGAUGUAUAUAGCGAAAGCACAUUGAUAGACAUGUAUGCUAAGUGUGGAAACCUGAAAGCUGCCAUGAAUGUGUUUGAGACGAUGAAAGAAAAGAACAUUGUUUCGUGGAAUAGCAUCAUUGCUGCAUAUGGAAACCAUGGGAAGCUAAAAGAUUCCCUCUGUUUAUUUCAUGAAAUGGUUGAAAAAAGCGGAAUUCGUCCUGAUCAAAUCACAUUUCUUGAGAUAAUAUCUUUGUGUUGUCAUGUUGGAGAUGUUGAUGAAGGAGUCCGCUUCUUCAGAUCCAUGACUCAGGAUUAUGGAAUCCAACCGCAGCAGGAGCAUUACGCGUGCGUUGUGGAUCUGUUUGGACGAGCUGGUCGGUUAAGCGAAGCGUAUGAAACUGUUAAGAGCAUGCCGUUUCCUCCAGAUGCAGGAGUUUGGGGAACAUUACUUGGAGCCUGUCGGCUUCACAAGAAUGUCGAACUUGCUAAAGUUGCUUCAAGAAGGUUAAUGGAUUUGGAUCCCUGGAAUUCGGGUUACUAUGUGUUGAUUUCGAAUGCGCAUGCUAAUGCGGGGGAAUGGGAAAGUGUGACAAAAGUACGGAGUUUAAUGAAAGAGAGAGAAGUUCAGAAAAUUCCUGGUUAUAGUUGGAUCGAAAUCAACAAAAUAACGCAUUUGUUUGUUUCUGGCGAUGUAAAUCAUCCCGAGUCUUCACAUAUCUAUUCUUUGCUAAAUUCGCUUCUCGAAGAGCUGAGGCUAGAAGGAUAUAUUCCACAGCCUUAUCUUCCAUUGCACCCAGAGUCAUCAAGAAAAGUAAAUCCAGUUUCAAGAUUCAUUGAGAAAGGAAUGAGAGAUCCAGACAAAGUGUAGAAAACCAGGUAUAUAUCUUU
Molecule: messenger RNA, 2685 nt
Organism: Arabidopsis arenosa
Lineage: Eukaryota; Viridiplantae; Streptophyta; Magnoliopsida; Brassicales; Brassicaceae
Source: the annotation of a GenBank genome assembly